UUUUUAAAAUUAUUAUUAUUAAAGAAGAAGGGAAGGCUUUGGUCGCUUUUAAUUCAUGUUUGGGAUUCAGGAAAGCAUUCAGAGGAGUGGGAGCAGCAUGAAGGAAGAGCCCCUCGGCGCGGGGAUGAACGCGGUCAGGACCUGGAUGCAGGGAGCCGGCGUCCUGGAUGCCAACACGGCCGCUCAGAGCGGGGUGGGCCUGGCCCGGGCGCAUUUCGAGAAGCAGCCGCCUUCCAAUCUGAGGAAAUCUAACUUCUUCCACUUCGUGCUGGCUCUGUAUGAUCGGCAGGGGCAGCCCGUGGAGAUAGAACGCACCGCCUUCGUGGGCUUCGUGGAGAAGGAGAAAGAAGCCAACAGUGAAAAGACCAACAACGGGAUCCAUUACCGGCUGCAGCUUCUCUACAGCAAUGGAAUAAGAACAGAACAGGAUUUUUACGUCCGCUUAAUCGACUCCAUGACAAAACAAGCGAUAGUAUAUGAAGGACAAGACAAGAACCCCGAAAUGUGCAGAGUUCUGCUCACCCAUGAAAUAAUGUGCAGCCGCUGUUGUGACAAGAAAAGCUGUGGCAACAGAAAUGAGACUCCUUCAGAUCCAGUGAUAAUUGACAGAUUCUUCUUGAAAUUCUUUCUUAAAUGUAACCAGAACUGCCUAAAAAAUGCAGGAAACCCUCGAGACAUGCGGAGGUUUCAGGUUGUGGUAUCUACAACAGUCAACGUGGAUGGUCAUGUCUUGGCAGUAUCAGAUAACAUGUUUGUACACAACAACUCCAAACACGGGCGGAGGGCUCGAAGGCUUGAUCCUUCGGAAGGUACGCCUUCUUAUCUGGAACAUGCAGCUACACCAUGUAUCAAAGCCAUCAGUCCAAGUGAAGGAUGGACUACAGGAGGUGCCACUGUCAUCAUCAUAGGAGACAAUUUCUUUGAUGGGUUACAGGUCAUAUUCGGCACCAUGCUGGUCUGGAGUGAGCUUAUUACGCCUCAUGCAAUCAGAGUUCAGACACCACCCCGACACAUCCCUGGUGUAGUAGAGGUCACAUUGUCCUAUAAGUCCAAGCAGUUCUGUAAAGGUACCCCUGGAAGAUUCAUCUACACAGCUCUGAAUGAACCAACCAUUGACUAUGGUUUCCAAAGGUUACAGAAGGUCAUCCCAAGGCAUCCUGGUGACCCUGAACGUUUGCCAAAGGAAGUAAUACUCAAGAGGGCAGCUGAUCUGGUAGAAGCACUCUAUGGUAUGCCACAUAACAACCAGGAAAUAAUCCUGAAAAGAGCAGCUGAUAUAGCAGAAGCACUCUACAGCGUCCCUCGCAAUCAUAACCAGCUCCCAGCACUUGCCAACACAUCAGUCCAUGCAGGAAUGAUGGGUGUGAAUUCCUUUAGUGGUCAGCUAGCAGUCAAUGUUUCAGAAGCCUCACAGGCAACCAAUCAGGGUUUUACUCGCAACUCAAGCAGUGUGUCGCCUCAUGGUUAUGUGCCAAGCACUACCCCACAGCAGACAAACUAUAAUUCCGUCACGACAAGCAUGAACGGCUAUGGAAAUGCUGGAAUGUCUAAUUUAGGUGGUUCUCCAACAUUCUUGAAUGGAUCUGCAGCCAAUUCUCCCUAUGCCAUUGUGCCAUCUAGCCCAACAAUGGCCUCCUCCACUAGCCUCCCUUCUAACUGUAGCAGCUCCUCUGGAAUCUUCUCCUUCUCACCAGCCAACAUGGUCUCAGCGGUGAAGCAGAAGAGUGCUUUUGCCCCUGUUGUUAGACCGCAGACUUCUCCUCCCCCUACCUGUACCAGCACCAAUGGGAAUAGUCUGCAAGACCAGUCUUUUGUGGACUCUAGCAAGUACUCCACUGCAGGGUCUCUCCAGGGUCUGGCCUUCUCCUGAACUAUAUCUGGCAUGAUCGUCCCCCCCAUGUGAAAGAAUUGCCUUGAAGAAUUCUACUAAUGAAGAAGGUUGGAUUCUGCUUCUGAACAAAAUCAGACACAAGUCCCAGAGUGGAACUUUUAACUCAGGCCUUUUUCUUUUCUUUCUUUUUUUUUAAAGAGGAAGUUCACAAUAUUUGCAAAGUUUUUAAAUAAAUACAGUUUAAAGCCUCACCACCAUCCUUGCAAUAUAAUACUGAAAUUCAUGAAGAAUCUGGAGGUGCAAGGUGUUCAUUCAAGCUGUCCAGCCCAAGUACUUGGGAGAAAGAAUUAUUUUGUGUCAUGAAGAAAAUCCAUCCAUGUUUCUCUCUCUUUUUUUUCUUUUUGUUUUUCCAGCCUUGAUUUAACUCUGCUGCCAUUUGUCUGUUACAAAUCAUACUGAGAGAAGGGGGCACUAUCACAGAUGGCCCUUUUAUUUAAUUAAAAAAUAUUUUUUAAAGCUGUGUGCAGAGAAGGCAAGUGGUAACACUUAAAAUGAGCUUGUACGGAACAGAAGUAGAAGUGCCAGAUAAGGGUGGUUGUUUUCUUUCCUUAGAAGAGUAAAGGGCCAUGCCAGUUAAGGGUUGGCUCAUGCGUGUUACUCAUCCAGAGAAAGUUUGCUCAUCUGACGUUUUGCAUUCUUGGUAUGUUUGUGUGGAGGUAUAUAUAUAUUCACACACACACACACAUACACACACACCAUUAAUUAGAAUUCCAAGUCUAUUUUAGAGGCAGUAAGACUUUUUUGACCCUCUGUUUUUUAGAAUAUCGUACUUAGGUGAUUGUGUAAAUAAUGCAAGACAGAAAAUUAGCAAAAGUGUAGCUAACGACAUGCAUAUCCCAACUUUACCUUGAAAACCCAGUGCCUCUGGAUAUAAUGCUGAAACUGCAGAAUUAGAUUAGCAUGGCUCUCUAUCUUUAGCUUAUAUCAAAACCUUUCCAAAUGAGUGGCCUCCCUUACUCUCUUAAAUGCAGUUUAACCCCAGUCUAUGCAUACAAAUCUCUUUGGGAUUUGAUGCAACAGAACAAAGGCACAAAUGUGAGCCACUUUUAUACAUUUUUCUUUGCAUUUUCUCAGCCAGAAUAUAAUCCCUAGCUUGUUUCUAGGGUUUUUUUUUCCCUUUGGGGGUCAAAAGGCAGAGACAGGAUUCAUCCUGCCAGUCCACAGACGGCCCAGAAGCACACAAACACAUUGGUCGGUUUCAAGCUUCGAUCGCUUUUGUAUUCAUGAACCCUUUCAGUUGGAAACAUAAUCUCUUAAAUAAAAGGUAAUGGCUUCUUCAACAACAAAUAUGAAAGAGAGUUGAAGAAGAGAGAAAAGUAUAGGAAGGUUACAGGUCCCAUCCUCACUUACAGGAAUUUUGCUCCAUUUUUUGGGAAACUAUUUGUGACAUAUUUAGUCAAAGGUGCAGCAAACUUCAGAGGAUGCAUUACCCAAUCUUUUGUCUUUGCCAUUGCGUUUUGUACGUAGUUAUAAAUAAUGUAGAUUUUGGGUGAUUUUUUUUGGCCAAAGUUAUUGUUAUAUUUAUACAUUAUAAUGUCUUAAGACAGUUUUUCAAUCACACACAUACACACAAAAGAAUUACUGCAUAUUUUGCAAAAUGAGCUCACUACCUUUAAGAUUGCACAUGCUUGCAAAUUGAAUUAAAGAAAAAAAAGCUUUUUUUAAAAAAUGAAGGAUUUUGUAAAAUAUCCAUAUAAAUAAUGUAUUUAUCUUUGGAAUUUGUACAUUGCUUUUCCCCCUGCAGCACCCUCUGUUUAUUUUAUUGUGUAUGUUUGCUAUGUGAAAAGUGCUAAUUCGUUUGGUCACUCACAGGUGUAUUAGCUGUUUAAAUGUGAUUUUAAUACAAUUCAUUUAUAGGGUUUUUUAGUAAUUGUUUUCAACCAUGCUUCCAUUUUUGUUUAAUUUCCACUCAAAAGCCAUCGUCUAUUUUUGUAUUAUUUGUAAGUUAAAAAGUUUUUUUCCCAAUAUAUGGCAAAAAGUAGCAUAUUAUUCUUGUAGCAUUUAGUUAAGUAGAUUUUUUAAAAGUAUCCUUUGCUUUUGAGGCUUAUAAAAAAAUCUAAUGCUGUUUUACUCUAUUAAUAUGCAUGGGAUCUCUCCCCUUUGGAGUGACGCAUUUUUGUGCAUUAAAUAUGGGGAGAAACUUCAUAGAAAUCAAUGAAAAUACUUUCUUUCUUGUCUGCUUGUAUAUUUCUCUGUCUUUCACAUAAAUAUAAACCAGCAGAUUGGAUGCCUUAACAAUGCAAAUCAUAUUCAUUUCACUUGUACAUUGUACUGCGCACCAGAACUGUCAAUCAUCACUAACAUUCUAAGGAAAAAAAUGGAAUUUGAAAAGCACAAACGAACUGUUUUGUUACCUUAAGACAAUGUGACUUUUUCUAGACAAGCAACAAUGCUGCAACUGUGCAUGCUUUCUGUAUGAAUUUUGCAAUGAAUUUCACUCAGAUGUCACUGUGUGAUCUUUUGGGAAAGGGAAUGGGGUGGGGGAGGACAAAGAAGAGAAAAAUUCCAAAAGGUUAUUGCCCAUGGAAUGGUUAAGAACAUAUUUACACAUAAAGAAACUGGAAAAUAUAAGGAAUAUCAAUGUAUUGCUACUCAAUAGUCCAUACAUUUAUUCUAAUUCACAUAGUGAGCAACAGCACUGCAAUGUAAUCAAAUUUAAAGCCAUAUUUUGUCCAGUCAUGCCCUUCACUGAAUCCCAUUCAGACUGAUGCAUCUGUUUAGAUGCCCAUGCAAAGUCAUGUCCAUAUGUAUCCCUUUCUUUGAACAUCCAAAGAUCCUUUGACAAAAUGUAGAAUUUGUUUCUAUCUCCAGCUAUUUAUAGUGUGCUGAUAAAAGGGAAUCUAUAUUUAAAAAGCCCCCUCAGCCCCACAACUUUUGUGUGAUUAUUACAGAUGCCGCUCUUUACAGAAUAUGGCUUUAAGUGGAAAUGAUCAUGUUUUAAUCUUUACCAAGUGAAGCCCCACAUUGGCUGGAUUGUGUGAAGGAUGCCUAUUUCCUCUUCAUUGUAUCUGACUGCAUCUAAAAAGAAAAUCAUCUCUGAUUCUACUAAUUUCUCACCUCCUUAACUAAACCUUUUGGAAUAGAUACACACACACUGUACAGUCCUAUUGUUAGAGAGAACUAACUACUGUAGAGAUUGUUAUAAUUUUUUUGCAGAAACUCAAGCUGUAAAAACUUUUCAACUUUCACAAUAUUUAAUUAAAGUUACUUCCUGUCUGUGA
Molecule: messenger RNA, 5112 nt
Organism: Heteronotia binoei (common prickly gecko)
Lineage: Eukaryota; Metazoa; Chordata; Lepidosauria; Squamata; Gekkonidae
Gene: EBF1
Product: EBF transcription factor 1
Exons: 17
Coding region: 56-1870 (604 amino acids)
Biological process (GO): regulation of transcription by RNA polymerase II
Molecular function (GO): DNA-binding transcription factor activity, RNA polymerase II-specific; RNA polymerase II cis-regulatory region sequence-specific DNA binding
Source: RefSeq, a predicted model, not a curated record